This is a messenger RNA of Penicillium pulvis, 1197 nucleotides long. RefSeq names its product glutaminyl-peptide cyclotransferase family protein. The record is from RefSeq and is a predicted model, not a curated record. The coding region runs from base 1 to 1197 and encodes 398 amino acids. Gene Ontology annotation, molecular function: glutaminyl-peptide cyclotransferase activity; zinc ion binding. Lineage: Eukaryota; Fungi; Ascomycota; Eurotiomycetes; Eurotiales; Aspergillaceae. The transcript has a single exon.
AUGUCUUUGGCUUUCUCCAGCCUAUGUGGCCAUUUCAUACUCCUAUGCUUCAGCUUACUACUUAUUCUACGCCCCGGACAAGCAUACGAAGGACUCUCCGAUGAGACGUUGAAGGCAUUGCCACGACCAAGUCAAGAAUUCGAUAUUCAUGAUGGUGCCAUUCUGUCUCCUAUUCUCCAGACCCGUGUCCCUGGCACCCCCGGCCACGAUGCGGUCCUCGAUCACCUAGUCAACUACAUCCGGACGACCGUACCCAAUUGGAAGCUCGAGCUUCAAAACUCUACGUCGGAAACACCUUUAUCUCGUGGGAAGGAGGUACCCUUUGUCAAUAUCAUCGCAUACCGUGAUCCUCCAGGCGCCCCCGUCGGAGACAUUGAACGACUCACCUUGGUCGCCCACUAUGACAGCAAGUUGACACCGGAGGGUUUUAUCGGGGCCAUUGACAGUGCAGCACCAUGCGCAAUGAUUAUGCAUGCAAUGCGCACCAUCGAUGCCGCGCUGGAGAAGAAAUGGGCUGCCAUGCGGGAGAAAGGGGACGACCCUGCAUUUGAGGAAGAGCCCGGGAUCCAGGUGCUUUUCCUCGACGGCGAAGAAGCCUUUGAGGAGUGGACUAGCACUGACUCUCUCUACGGCGCCCGCUCUUUGGCGGAAACAUGGGACCAGGAAAUGAACCCGGCCAUGUCCACAUUCAAAACGAAGUUAUCGUCUAUCUCGCUCUUCGUUCUUUUGGAUUUAUUGGGUUCCAAAAGUCCCAAUAUUAUGUCCUUCUACCAGACUACUCACUGGGCCUACCAAAACAUGGGUAAUUUGGAACAGCGUCUGAGGUCAUUGGGCCAAUUUAAGUCCUCAUCGACCGACCCAUGGUUCAUUGAUACGUCCAAGAAUUCGCAACAGGUCGUUUCUCGGGGUGGUAUUCAAGACGACCACAUCCCUUUCCUGGCGCGAGGCGUAGAUAUUCUGCAUGUUAUCGACUUCGCGCCGUUCAAGGGAUUUUCUCCCGUGUGGCACACUAUGGACGAUGAUGCAGAGCAUCUGGAUAUGGAUACAGUCCAGGACUGGACCCUGCUUAUCACCGCUUUUACUGCGGAAUGGAUGGAAUUGGAAGGUUUCCUCGGUCAUUCAGAAUCUGUGAAAGCACGUAGGGACGAGGACCUUGAAGAGGAAGCCAUCCGUCUGAACAAAAAGACCGAGUUGUAA